Neomonachus schauinslandi (Hawaiian monk seal) is the source of this 2985-nucleotide messenger RNA. It is a transcript of the gene ANXA6, whose product is annotated as annexin A6. Lineage: Eukaryota; Metazoa; Chordata; Mammalia; Carnivora; Phocidae. Gene Ontology annotation, molecular function: ligand-gated monoatomic ion channel activity; calcium-dependent phospholipid binding; phosphatidylserine binding. Gene Ontology annotation, biological process: regulation of muscle contraction; mitochondrial calcium ion homeostasis; apoptotic signaling pathway. The transcript has 26 exons. Bases 131 to 2152 code for a protein of 673 amino acids. Gene Ontology annotation, cellular component: focal adhesion; cytoplasm. The record is from RefSeq and is a predicted model, not a curated record.
CGCGCUGCGACGGCUGCUUCUGCUCGGCUAACGGGCUCCCACCCCGCGAGCUCCGCGUCCGCGCGUGCGUCUGCCUGGUCGCGACAGGAAGCCUCCGCCGCGCGUGUUACCUGCUGCAGAACCUGAGACCAUGGCCAAACCAGCACAGGGUGCCAAGUACCGUGGCUCCAUUCAUGACUUCCCAGGCUUUGACCCCAGCCAGGAUGCCGAGGCCCUGUAUACCGCCAUGAAGGGCUUUGGCAGUGACAAGGAGGCCAUACUGGAGCUCAUCACUUCUCGGAGCAACAGGCAGAGGCAGGAGAUCUGCCAGAGUUACAAGUCCCUCUACGGAAAGGACCUCCUUGCUGACUUGAAGUAUGAGCUGACAGGAAAGUUUGAACGACUGAUUGUGGGUCUCAUGAGGCCACUUUCCUAUUGCGAUGCCAAAGAAAUUAAAGACGCCAUCUCGGGCAUCGGCACUGAUGAGAAGUGUCUCAUUGAGAUCUUGGCUUCUCGGACCAAUGAGCAGAUCCACCAGCUCGUGGCAGCAUACAAAGAUGCCUAUGAGCGAGACCUGGAGGCUGACAUCAUUGGCGACACCUCUGGCCACUUCCAGAAGAUGCUCGUGGUCCUGCUCCAGGGAACCAGGGAGGAGGACGAUGUGGUGAGCGAGGACUUGGUACAACAGGAUGUCCAGGACCUGUACGAGGCAGGGGAACUGAAAUGGGGAACAGAUGAAGCUCAGUUCAUUUACAUUUUGGGAAAUCGCAGCAAACAGCAUCUUCGGUUGGUGUUUGAUGAGUAUCUGAAGACCACGGGGAAGCCGAUCGAAGCCAGCAUCCGAGGGGAGCUGUCCGGGGACUUUGAGAAGCUGAUGCUGGCUGUGGUAAAGUGUAUCCGGAGCACCCCAGAGUAUUUUGCGGAAAGGCUCUUCAAAGCCAUGAAGGGCCUGGGGACUCGGGACAACACCCUGAUCCGCAUCAUGGUCUCCCGUAGUGAGCUGGACAUGCUUGACAUUCGGGAGAUAUUCCGGACCAAGUAUGAGAAGUCCCUGUAUAGCAUGAUCAAGAAUGACACGUCUGGUGAUUACAAGAAGGCUCUGCUGAAACUCUGUGGGGGUGAUGAUGAUGCCGCUGGCCAGUUCUUCCCGGAGGCAGCGCAGGUGGCCUAUCAGAUGUGGGAGCUUAGUGCAGUGGCCCAAGUAGAGCUGAGGGGAACUGUGCGUCCAGUCGACAACUUCAACCCUGACGCUGACGCCAAAGCACUGCGGAAGGCCAUGAAAGGACUCGGAACUGACGAGGACACCAUCAUCGACAUCAUCACGCACCGCAGCAACGCCCAGCGGCAGCAGAUCCGCCAGAUCUUCAAGUCCCACUUCGGCCGGGACUUGAUGGCUGACCUGAAGUCUGAGAUCUCUGGAGACCUGGCGAGGCUGAUUCUAGGGCUCAUGAUGCCACCGGCCCAUUACGAUGCCAAGCAAUUGAAGAAGGCCAUGGAGGGGGCUGGCACCGAUGAAAAGGCUCUCAUUGAAAUCCUCGCUACUCGGACCAAUGCAGAAAUCCGGGCCAUCUGUGAGGCCUAUAAGGAAGACUAUCACAAGUCCCUAGAGGAUGCUCUGAGCUCAGACACGUCCGGCCACUUCAAGAGGAUCCUUAUCUCUCUGGCCACGGGGAACCGUGAGGAGGCAGGAGAAGACCGGGACCAGGCCCGGGAAGAUGCCCAGGUGGCUGCUGAGAUCUUGGAAAUAGCAGACACACCCAGUGGAGACAAAACUUCCCUGGAGACCCGUUUCAUGACGAUCCUGUGCACACGUAGCUAUCCGCACCUCCGGAGAGUCUUCCAGGAGUUUGUCAAGAUGACCAACUACGACGUAGAGCACACCAUCAAGAAGGAGAUGUCCGGGGACGUCAGGGACGUGUUUGUGGCCAUCGUUCAAAGUGUCAAGAACAAGCCUCUCUUCUUUGCCGACAAACUUUACAAGUCCAUGAAGGGUGCUGGCACAGAUGAGAAGGCCCUCACUAGGAUCAUGGUCUCCCGGAGUGAAAUCGACCUGCUCAACAUCCGGCGGGAGUUCAUUGAGAAAUACGACAAGUCUCUCCACCAAGCCAUUGAAGGUGACACCUCUGGAGACUUCCUGAAGGCCCUGCUGGCUAUCUGUGGAGGCAAGGACUAGGGCCACCGGCGUUGGUCAGGAGCACCAGCCACCAUGACUGAGCCUGAUUGCUCCAGCUGUUGAGACUAAGGAAGGGACGGGUGGGGGGGGGGGGGGGGGGGGGGGCUCUUGUCUUCAACUGGGGUUUAGGGAAGGCUUCCGCUCCCACAGGCCACCGAAGGCCCAGCACGGUCACCCUGCUCCCGUGAGAGCAGCUGAAGAACCGUAGCCACAGAUCCCAUCCACCUCCACUCCCCGUCUUCCUCCUCAGCCCUUCUCGGCUUCCGUCCCUCGCUGCAGCCACUGCCCUGGUUUGGGCUUUGUCAAAUCCAGAAACAUACUGAGCCUCUGUCUGUGAAACGAGUGGAGUGUGUGCUUUGAAUGGGUGGGGUGGGGUGUGGUGGCUGAUACCAGCUGAGUGUUCAAGGGGAGGGGAGGGACGGUCAGUGUCUUCCCGCCAAUUGCCAGGCCUCCCACUGUUUCACUACCCGCCCCAUGCAGGUUUUUGCGCGAGAGAUGGAACCAGGAGUCUGGAUACCGAGGUUCAGAUUUGCAUCCGCACACACAUGCUUUCCAGCUUCUGGCCAAUCUCCUUCCCUCCCUGAGUCUCUACUUUUCUUAUCUACAAAAUGAGAGAGUUGGGCAAAAGGAUGUUGACUUUCUCUUUUAACAUUGACAUUGUAGGAUGUGCCCCCAAAUCAUCCCCUUUCCACUUCCCUCUUGAAAUAAAAACAGACCUACAGACUCACAAACACAUUUCCAGGGGGGAUCUGUGUUUUUGACUUAGACCUGCAGCCUGAGGUAUUCACCCACCAGGGAGUAAGUCCUCGCCUCCUCCUGUCGCCUGAGAAUCC